Molecule: messenger RNA, 2184 nt
Organism: Coprinopsis cinerea okayama7#130
Lineage: Eukaryota; Fungi; Basidiomycota; Agaricomycetes; Agaricales; Psathyrellaceae
Product: F-box domain-containing protein
Exons: 2
Coding region: 1-2184 (727 amino acids)
Source: RefSeq, a predicted model, not a curated record
AUGAAAUCCUGGCCGAGCUCUCAUUUACACGUCACUACGGUCGAAAGGCUACUGAAAAGGAAGUUCUUCCAGCUCGGAUUACCUGACGACAUCGCCCAUGCCGCUCGUUCGGACCAUGGCGAGGCAGAUGGGGCUGUCCAACGCAAGGCGGUUCCCUUGCGGAAAGAGUAUAGACGGAAACACUUUCAGCUUUUCCUCGAGCAAGAGCGCGAAAAGGCUGCCAAUGGACCAAACCCGUUGCACGUUCGCGAGCAGACAGAGAUGCUUGACUUUUGCAAACGGAGGAUAGCGCACCUUGGAGGCCUUUCUGCGAGGCUUGAUCAGACAACGGAGGUAUAUCUUGAUGUCUGCACGAAGACGGGCCCACCAAGAGAGCACGGGGACCAAGUGCCAGAGUCCGAGAAGAUGAGCGUUGCGGAAGUGAAGGAUCUUGUCUCGGAGACUCUAACUCAAUACCGACACCUACAGGACAUGGUGCUCGAAGAAUUGAAUCACCUACAGAAACCCACUCCCGCGCUGCUGGCAAUUGAAGCUGAAAUGGAGGAAUACGCCACGAAGGUGCGGGCGUGCCGUAGCCUCACCUCCAAAUGGCGGCAGUUUCCGAACGAGAUAUGGACACGUAUCUUCGAGAGUUUCGUGUUCUCCACCCCUCCCCCAGCGACAUCAUUUUCGAACGCUACUUUUCUCCCUCCUGCGUUGCUGCUUUGUGCAGUUUGCAAGCUAUGGCGCGCUAUUGCGACGACUUCUCCCGUUCUUUGGCACCUGGUCCAUGUGCAUACGUUCGUAUUCCCGGAUGGCAGUAAAGACUCCGAUGGCAUGUUUAUUGCCAGACAGGAGCUUGCAAAGACCAUCGUUGUCCUUGAUAGGAUAAAAGCCUACCCGUGGUCACUCAGUCUGGACGUUCAGCAUUGUUGGGACGCGGAAGCGUGGGGUGGUCUGGCACCCUUCGGCAAUGCCAUACAUCCCCCAUCUCCAUCUCACGAAACUCAUCCUGACCCCCGUCAUCAAAUCCGACCAUCGAGUCUCCUCCAACACCCUUCAUUCGCGCAUCUUGCCAGAGUUCGUAUCAAGGGCGUUUCCUUCCAAAGCGACGUCAGCUCCAUCGUUUUUGCGUCCGCGAAGCACGUCCUUCUCCAAUGCACUGCCAGCGAAUACUACCACGACUGGACAUGGGAUGUUGACACCAGUCCUUCCAAACCUUUUCCUCGAUUUCCAGCUGCCACCACAAUGGUCCUUCACUGCGGAACGCCACUACACCCAGCAGGAGUCAAUUUGGAGGGUUGUCCCUGGGCGAAUCUCACCCAUCUCGCUAUCUCCCCUUUGGAGCACCAAACGUGUCAAUCGAUUCUCAGGCUGGCUCCGUCAGUCGAGCGAUGCUACUUUUGGAUUCGGUCCCGGCGUGACAACGAUCCUCCCCGUGAUAUCACUGAAGGGUUGCCCCCGCUGCCCUCUGGAACCGUCAAGUCCAAGGUAUCAGAGCUAACAAGUCUUCACAAAAACCUCUUUUCGAUCCCCAUCACGGGGUUGGAGUUUCCGGACUUGAAGACACUCCGCGUCGUGAUCCAUGGAUAUCCCCCGGAUGUGUUCACAUGGGCCCCGUCCAAUGCGGCACAUUUCAGUUCGCUGAGGCGACUGUGCAUGGCGGGGACAGGUCUCUUCUCUGUGGAAGAGUACAUCAUACCCAUACUUUCUAUGACUCCCCAGCUCUCCGAGCUGAUGGUUCUCCUCAAGGUGGACUACAAGAUCCUAUUCGAAUGGCUCACUUUCGAUCCGAACCGGCCACGGCUUCAGCAUUUACGGUAUCUGACGGUUUUUUACGCCUUCAAGGAUCCUACGAGCUCUGGGUUUGAUUGUACCCGUCGGUAUACGAUGUCCGCUUUGGACGAAUUGGUUGCCGUGAUUCGCUCGCGGAGUGUCCAGCGCGACGAAGUUUCCCCAGCUCAGACACCCGAUCCACUCGUGCAUGCAAGAGUGUGGUUUCAAUCGGGAAAGCUCUCAAGUGGAUGUAUCAAGAGGCUCCAGACAGGCUUAAAACCGUAUCCACCUGGAUUCUCUCUGGAGGCGAAGAUAAUGGGGGAUGGUGUUCUGAAGGUACCGCACGUUGAGAGGACCCGGCACUGGGAUGAAGGCUUUAUGAGUUGUUUCGAUAGGGCAAACCGUUCUUUCAUUAGCUCUUAUGUAUAG